This is a messenger RNA of Cantharellus anzutake, 3260 nucleotides long. RefSeq names its product insulin-like growth factor binding protein. The transcript has 6 exons. The coding region runs from base 166 to 3066 and encodes 966 amino acids. The record is from RefSeq and is a predicted model, not a curated record. NCBI's taxonomy places the organism in Eukaryota, Fungi, Basidiomycota, Agaricomycetes, Cantharellales, Hydnaceae.
GAAUGACUUAACUACGCUUUUGUGCAACUGUACAACGUUCUCGCAACCUUCUUGUGAACGCCAUUUUUGGGCCAGCAGACGUAUCUUGGACCCAGUAUUGCCCUUUGAUACGGCUGGCCGUAUUCUGAGAAAGUAGAACCUGCUUGCUUGCUUGCUUAAUUUCUGAUGCUGUCCAUCGCUCUAUUCACUGCCUUUGUUGUUCCUGCGCUAUGUGCUUCGUCCUCUGCAGUCACAAUAUGCUCUUCCAAGCUAUGCUUGCAGGGGAAUACUGCACAAACACCUCUUGGCGCUACAUUAUCAUCCCCGUCAAUAUCCUCUUCCAUAAUACUACUACCAGGCACAUAUGAUUCAUCGUCGUCUUUGCCGUCCUUGCUGGUCUCCGCUCUUCAAUCCCCGUUAUCGACUCUUUCGUUACAAUCCUCCUUGCUUAAUGCAUCAUCUGGUAUAUCUGGGUCAAUUUCGUUACCGCUUUCGAUAAGGCAAUCCUCUUCGUUCCUUUCUUUCCUUAACUCCAAUUUCACUGGAACCGGUGUCGCUCACGAUCUGGGGACAGCAAACGCCACGUUCUCGACUGCCGUUCUCAAGGCUGAAUCGUUCUUGGUUCAGGACGGGGUUUGGGGAGUAUUGCUUCAGAACUCGACAGGUGCUAGAAUGGUAGUAUGGGAAUCUGUGUCGGACUUGAGCCAAAUAUCCAGCUCGUCCAACUUCGAGAUCAAUUCAGAGUCGAGUUUAGUUGCUUUGCAGUCAUCAUCCUGUCCUUCUCCAUGCUCUUCAUCAGGCACGUGCAACGCAUCCGGUUCCUGUUCGUGUUCCCCAAGUUUCUCCGGGUCAGCUUGUGAGACCUGCGCCCCGGGAUUCUUUGGUCCCGAGUGUCAAUCAUGCCCAUCUGGUUGCCUCACCUGUGAUGAUGGCCCUUCUGGGACUGGAAGGUGUCUGUCGUCGACCGCAACUAAUCCGUCCUCAUCAUGUAACUGCUUGCACGGGACUUGUAACUCCGAUGGCUCAUGUACAUGCAGUUCUGGAUGGGCAUCCAGCAAUGGCAACUCGACCCAGUGCUCGACCUGCGCUAAUGGCUUCUUCAAUAAUGGGGAUGGCGAAUGUCGGACCUGCGAACUUGGAUGCCAGUCGUGUACUGGGAAUUCUGGGACAUGCACUAGUUGCGAGAGUGGCCUCGUGCAGGACACAAGUACGCCAUCUAAGUGUAUCGUACCUGCUUCCACACCUUCGUGUCCGGAUGGCCAGUUUAAUAAUGGGGGGUCAUGCGCUGCGUGUUCGUCGCUUUGUAAGACGUGUAAAGGGCCUUCAUCCACGGAUUGCUUAGUUUGUGGAGCCGGCAUGUCUUCACUUGGUGGGCAAUGUGUUUCCGUAAGCAGCAAUGGCGUUUGUUCAAAUCCAAACCCUUCAAAUGGAACGUACGUCGUCAACAAUGCGAAGAACGAGUGCGAUACAUGUCCGUCUACGUGCACGGCGUGCCAGAUACCCGGUUUUUCAGUUGUCAGCUCUAUUGAUCAAGUGCAAUGCACUGCGUGCCUUCCGGGAUAUGUGUUAUCGGGAGGAAAGUGUCUAACCAAGUGUCCCGAUGGCCGAUUUAUCGAUCCAAAGGGAGAUGGCUUCACUUGCGUAGCCUGCGAUUCGUCAUGCAGCACAUGUGCUGGUUCCAAGACCUUCUGUCUUUCAUGCUCAAAAUCUUCAUCUUUUGCCCUCAAUGGAACCUGCGUCUCAUCGUGCCCUAGCAACUCCUUCGCGUCGGGAAGUUCUUGCCUUCCCUGUCACCCUGAUUGUGGGACGUGCUCUGGCAGCGGUUUCGACAAGUGUACGUCGUGUUCCUCAACGCGGCCAGUCCUGUCAUCUGGUGGUCGCUGCCUCUUGACGUGCGGAAAGAACGAGUAUUAUGAUUCAUCCAGCGGGGGUUCCGGUGGCUGCAAGUCGUGUGAUAGCUCGUGUUCCACCUGCACGUCAGCCGGGCCUUCCAAUUGUUUGACUUGCCCUUCAGGGAAAAUUCUGCGUCAAGGGCAGUGCGUUGAUGCCCUUUGUACUGGUGGCAAUGCUAUUGGUAUUGUGAAUUCGUUGGGGGGGAUUUGUCUCUCUAGCCUGGUAACCGUGGCUCCCGGGUUACCACUUACUCCUGUUGCCCCAACCACAUCUGUUCCUACGCCUACUAGACUGAGUUCCGCCCCCACCAUAUCCGAUGCGCCAAGAUCCGGUUCGCUCAGAUUCGCUUGGUGGCAAAUCUUACUUGUGUCAUUUGGAACGGUGGCGAUCAUUGCAUUGUGUCUUAUCCUAUGGAGGCAGAGAGCCCGGAAGGCCAGGCAGGACGAGACGAUGGCAUUCAAGCAACAGAAACUCGAUAAUACAUCUGGGUGGCGGGGUUGGUUUGGGUUUGGGUCAUCCUCGAAAAGUCGUGCACUCAAUGUUUCCGAGCGUUUGCGCGAGUCUGAGUCAUGGAGAUAUGAGAUGGAGAGGAUGGAAGGUGGCUACACUGGCCGGCGAGCAAGUGUCAUCAGGAGUCCGAUGAAUCAGCACUUCGGUUCAGAUGUUCGGUCUAGAAGAGCUCCAUCUAUUAUUUCUGCUUUAUCGUCCGUCUCGUCAUUCACCUCCCCUACAUCGCCGAGAGAGAGGAAAAGGCCGUCAUCGAACAUCUGGACCGAGCCUUCGGUCUAUUCACAGCCGACCGAGCGGGGCGGGGGUAAAUAUGCUCAACCCGCCAAGCGAUCGAGCCCGCCGCCUCCCAUACCUGAAUACAACCGUCCGAAUAGUGACUUGUUGCAGAUUCCUCGUCCACGUCAGCCGAUCAAGGACACAUCCACCGCUCGAUACUCAAAUUCCUUUACCGGUAACAAUAUUCUUAUAGAUUUAGAGCCGGAUGUUACUGGAACAACAGAUUCAUCUCAUGGUGUGGCACCCAACGUUCAAUACUACAAUCCUCCCAGCACGCAACCCCUGGUUGACGUUCCUGUGAUGCCAGCCAACACCGCCGGUCAAACAAGCGCUGGUUCGCAAUGGAUCUCCGCGUUGAACGGAAUGCCGUCCUCUUCUGAUCGAAACCCAUUCAGACGACAAUUGUAGGUGUGUAGGAUAUCUUUAAGGAAGACCAUCAGUGAUAGGAGCCCUCAUUUUACAUGGGAACAAAGGACACCCAUUUAUUGAAUAAUAAUUGUAAUUUCCUUUUGUGUCAUAUGAUUUUUCUGGGAGUGCCCACCUGGUCACCUCGCCUUGAGCCGUGUGCGAAAAGUGACGAGUGUCGCAGCGAGUGUCCUCGA